Messenger RNA from Somion occarium, 382 nucleotides. NCBI's taxonomy places the organism in Eukaryota, Fungi, Basidiomycota, Agaricomycetes, Polyporales, Cerrenaceae. The record is from the annotation of a GenBank genome assembly.
AUCACCACUUCCUCCUGUGUCUACAGACAUAUCGCGACACCAUGACUCGUGGUAAUCAGCGGGAAACGGACCGCCUCAAGGCUCAGAAGAGGGCUGCUGCCAACGCGAAGAAGCCAAAGGAGAGUGCGACCAGUCUUCAACAGCGCAAAGAGAAAGAUGCGGAGGCCUUGAGGCAGAAGCAGCUGAAAAAGGAGCAAGAAAAGGCUGCUGCUACUUCUGCGGCCGGAGGUGGAGGGGGGAAGAAAUAACAUCUAUAGCGGGAGGGUUCCCAUCUUCCUCUCUCUGACAUCGUCACCUUACUCUAACUAAAUUUCUAUUGUGGUUUGUAUACCAGCAUCUCCUUUGUCUAUCUCAUCGGGCAUCAAGCCAGUCUUGCAAUGUU